Molecule: messenger RNA, 2358 nt
Organism: Haliotis rubra (blacklip abalone)
Lineage: Eukaryota; Metazoa; Mollusca; Gastropoda; Lepetellida; Haliotidae
Product: receptor-type tyrosine-protein phosphatase alpha-like
Exons: 17
Coding region: 1-1833 (610 amino acids)
Biological process (GO): protein dephosphorylation
Molecular function (GO): protein tyrosine phosphatase activity
Source: RefSeq, a predicted model, not a curated record
AUGUAUAUAUGGCAGGAGAACAGCAUUUAUGAAAACGUCACUCUAGAUGAGAGCGCGGCAGUUAAUCAGAAGCCAGCAAUAAAGCCCAAACCUGCCACACAGGCCCCAGCAGGUAAGAAGCAGGAUUCUAAAGAUCAGGAGGAAGAAGACGUUGAGGAAGAAGUUCAAUCUCCUGACAGUUGUUACUACAACGCAGGCGCCGAUGACGCCGUAAGAGACGUCGCUGUGUCGGAACUAGCUGCAACGGUGGCAACACUGAAGGGGAGAAAAGAUGGAUUUGAGAAAGAAUAUCACAGACUUCCAACUGGGUUUACGGCGCCGUAUCAAGACUCCCAGAAACCCGAGAACAGUGGCAAGAACAAGUUCAGAGGCUACUACCCCUACGACCACAACAGAGUCCGCCUAACGCCCCUCCCCGACGUCCCCGGGUCUGACUACAUCAACGCAAGCUUCAUGCACAGCUACAACCAGGGAAAGACAUAUAUAGCAUCUCAGGCACCCAACAAGAAGACCGUAGGAGACUUCUGGCGGAUGAUCUGGGAACAUUCCUGCAGCCAUGUGGUCAUGUUGACUGGUCUCGUGGAGGAAAGUAGGGUGAAAUGUGAACGAUACUGGCCGACAGAUAACGUAAUGGAAACUGGUGGUUUGAAAAUAAUGGUUGAGGAAACACAGACCCGUGCGAACUUUACAACGAGACACCUGAAAGUCACGUCCACAACUGGAGAGUGUCGGUCAGUCAUCCAGUUCCACUUCACAUCCUGGCCCGACCACGGUGUUCCUGACACCCUCGCCCUGGUCAACUAUAUAUGGUUGGUCCGGCGGACAGCUGCAGAAACAGAUGGACCGCUGCUUGUCCACUGCAGUGCCGGUAUUGGACGUACAGGCACAUACAUCGCCAUUGACUCCCUGAUAGACCAGGCCCGAGGGGAGGGGGUGGUGGAUGUCCUGGGGUAUGUGUCAGCCAUGAGGGGUCAGAGGAAGAACAUGAUACAGACUCCGGCACAAUAUGAGUGUGUCUUCCUCUGCCUUCUGGAGAUGACGACAUAUGGCAGUACCAGCAUGGACGUCUCCAACUACACGAACAGCUACAGCAGCAGCGGCAUGGACACCACCGUGGACGGCAAGACUUUAAGUCAAUUAUCAGAGAUGCUGAUGUCAGAGGUGCGAGGAGAUCCUCCCGACCGACACAGAAUGUGGGUGGAUGGUAAUCCUGAGUUCAUUGUCCGUGUAGGACCGUCCCUGACCCGUCUAAAGGGGUACCUGCAAGCCACUGCACCUCCCCCGGGAUUGGUAAAAUUGUUGUGGAAACUGGUAGAAGAGAACAACGUCCACAACAUCAUCGUCGUCACGCCAAAUAUGGGUUUAGUCCAAGCAGAGGGAAGGUCAAAGACACAUGGUGAGAUUACCGUGACAACCACGAGUGAAACCAGCCUAUCAACAGACCUUACCAUGAACAACUUGCACUUAGCCACCAAGACAGACAGGCCUCGCCAGGUGAAGAUGAUCAGAGUUAAUGCACACUUGACUACAGAAAUUGUGACAUCCUAUUUGUUGAAUCAUCCCCAACUGCAAGAAAUAUCAAAACAAACUCACCCAGUUGUUGUUCUUCACAGCGAAAACGACAGAAAGCUUGCCGUCUCUUUCUGCAUUAUGGGGAAUAUUCUCUCCGGUAUUCGUGAGGACACUUGUGUUGACGUCAUCGGCCAUGUGAGAACAAUCCUCAGAUGUUGCCGUGACCUUCAGUUCAACGAGGAUGAUGUGCAGAUGUUUCAUGACUUUGCCCUGCAGUGUAUUCUGAGAACAGAUCCUUCAAAUACCUAUGCCAACAUCUGAACUCAACACCAGACAGUCCCCACGGACCACAUCACACCUACGAAAAGAACGAACAUAUUACCACAUUCAGUCCCAUAACAGCGACACCAAUAUAUAUCUAUUAGUGAACACUUUCCUUAUUAUGCAGUGACAAUGCCUUGAAAUGAAUCGUAGGAAUGAAUUACCAGUCUUGCCUCAAACAUAAAUACCGAUUCUACGAGCAAUCGAUUCUUUGACGACCCUUGUUAUUGAACCAUAAGCAUCUUUUUCAAUUCAGGAACAAUCGGUUGAGACAUGUUGAAUGUCUUGAUUACAUCGAAAACCCACUUACAUGUACCUGUGGCAACAGCAACAUAUGUAUUGAACAUUAUUCUCUAUAUUGCCUGUAACGCCCAUAAGCAGUAUUGUUGUGUAUAUAAUAAUAAUAUAAUUUUGAUACCAUAACUUUACGUUGUUAAUAUGCACCAAAGUAUAAUAUUUAUAAUUUGUGUUGUUGCACUACAUGAUAUACCACCAAUCAUGCGGUGAAGGUGACACUAUUUACCC